UCCCCCUCCAACCCGUUAUUAUCAGCACACAAAAUUGAGCGAGCAAUCCCAAGUGUGUAAUAAUGGGACGGAGUAUAUCGCGGUCGCCGUCGUAUUCUCACCGCCGCAGCAGCCGCCGGAGCCGCCGUGAUCGAAGCCGCUCACCCUAUUCCACCAGGAGAAAGAGUCGCUCUGGUACCCCUCACCGCCGUCGGAGCCGUUCACCUGCAAGGCGCAAAAGAAGCCGGUCCCCGACGACUAGGCGUCACAGGAGACGACGAAGUCACAGUUCCUCGGUGUCUCCUAUACCCAAGUCACGAAGUCCUAGUCUUACAUCCACUGAACGUAAAAGUGCUGCUGAAAAAUUGAAAAAAGAAGAAGAAGAAAAGAAAAGGCUACAGCUAGAGGCAGAACUCAAGCAAUUAGAAGAGGAAACUGCAAAGAGAUUGGAGGAAGAAAUAAGGAAAAGGGUAGAGGAAAAGUUGAGUUCAGAGGAAGUUAAGCUGGAAAUAGAGAGACGAAUAGAAGAAGGUCAUAGAAAACUGUUUGAAGAUGUGGAAAUUCAACUUGAAAAAGAAAAGCAAGCUGCUCUUACCGAGGCAAGGCUAAAAGAAGAAAAAGCACGAAAAGAAAGAGAGGAGCUAGACAAAAUGCUUGAGGAAAAUCGAAGGAGGGUACAAGAGGCUCAAAGGAGAGAGGCUCUCGAGGCGCAGCGAAAAGAGGAAGAACGACUUCGGGAGUUAGAGCUCAUUCAAAGACAAAAGGAGGAGGCUGCUUUAAGGAAAAAACUGGAGGAAGAAAAUAUGAUGAAGCUAUCAAGCAAAAAUAAAUCGAGGCCCAACUCGAUUGGUCUAUAAAAGCACAAUCUAAAGAGAGUUUCUUGCUCAGGUGUAAUUGGAUAAAGAUAUUUGGCAUUGUGUGCCAACCAUGGAGAAUCAUAGAACCAGGAUCGGCUAAAUUUUGGAAGUUCAGUCUGCCAGAAUGAUAUCGCCAUGGCUCAACUCAAAGUCUCCAUUGCUCGUUUCUUCAAUUGCUAAGCUUUUACAGCAAGUGUUUCUACAUCUUCAAUUCAUGGCUAAUGCUGUUAAUCUGUAUUUUGUUCUUUAAGAGGGGACAAAGAGAGCCAUAAUCUGAUUGGUGAGAGUUUGUUCAUGACUUUUAAAGUUAGUCCAUUAUGUAUUUGUUAGAACUGCUAGGGGAUAUUCACUUCCUUUACUGGUACUAGAUAGGUGCAAAGGAAAAAUCUAAACUUUGAUAACUUUGACCUUAUGGAAGAUUAUGCAAGAAUCUGUUCUUGGA
Lycium barbarum (goji berry) is the source of this 1278-nucleotide messenger RNA. RefSeq lists its product as uncharacterized. Bases 63 to 836 code for a protein of 257 amino acids. The transcript is spliced from 4 exons. Gene Ontology annotation, cellular component: mitochondrion; nucleoplasm. NCBI's taxonomy places the organism in Eukaryota, Viridiplantae, Streptophyta, Magnoliopsida, Solanales, Solanaceae. Gene Ontology annotation, molecular function: cadherin binding. The record is from RefSeq and is a predicted model, not a curated record.